Molecule: messenger RNA, 1389 nt
Organism: Oncorhynchus keta (chum salmon)
Lineage: Eukaryota; Metazoa; Chordata; Actinopteri; Salmoniformes; Salmonidae
Product: transmembrane protein 245-like
Exons: 3
Coding region: 274-1389 (371 amino acids)
Source: RefSeq, a predicted model, not a curated record
UAUUCACGUUUCUGUGUGUAGUUCAACUGGGCAUUCCAAAGAGUAGGCUACUAGCAGCAAACUCAGCAGCGAGCACAGCUCUUCUGGCACCAGCCAGCUACAAUACCCAUCAUACCUUGCGACGGUCACGUCACCAGUACGUCAAGUGUUGUGUUGUUCCUCAUGUGUGAUAGCGGUAUCAAAGAUCCUGGAAACGAACGCUUCUUCUUCCGUCUGUGGUGGAAUUGGGUGGGAUCCGCAGGAGGAACGCAGACCGAGGCGGAUUAAUUGAAGAUGGCAGACGAGGAGGACUCGGGACCGGAGGCAGAGCCGGCUCCUUACUCUCCCGCGGAAACCCCUAGUUCCGCCCGGCCUCACUACGUCUCGUUCUCCGAGAGCGUCCAGCCAGCGGUGGGCAUGAUGAGCCAGCUACUCAGUCAGCCUUCCUCCCUCAAAUUCGACAAGAACAUCAAACAGGCCUUCUACAACACAGGAGCGAUGAUUUUCGUGGCUAUCUGUUGUGGAGCGGCUGUGCUAGUCUUCUUUAUCCUGGAAGCCUUUCUGAGACCACUGCUCUGGGCCGUUCUCUGCGGGACCUUCCUCCACCCAUUCAAACACUCCCUAGCCCGGCUGGGACGCUCCUGGCUCAACGGCCUGCAGGACACCGGGACGCCGAUACUCCUGGGGACGCUGCUGGUCCCGGUGUGGUGUUUCAACCACGGGGUGGAUUUCCUGGGGUGUCUGGUGCUGGAGAGGCUUACGGUGCUGCUGGUGAUCGGGGCGGGCGCGCCACUCAUCUACUUCUUUUACCUGUUCUGGAGCGUCAUUGGCAUGCAGGUGAUCAUCGGGCACGUGUGUGACGUCAUCGGGAGCGCGCUGGACUGCUUCCACUAUGUGUGGGUGAUGACAGUGGUGUUGGGGUAUGUGCUGGCUGUAGCCUGCAAAUGGAGCCCCGGUACAGAGAGAUACCUGAGAACCAUGUCUGUACCUGUCUGGACCAUACUACUCUUCUACCUGGUGUCUCUGACUGGCUCGUGGAGAGUUCCUGUGUUUGUAACGUGGUCACGCUCCUCAUCGUGGGCUCUCAAGAGAAGCCACCUGUCCCUGGCAACCUCGGGUGAGCUGUCAGGACAGGUGUUGUCGUUCGCUGCUAACACCAUCUACAUGGCCAUCUCCUGCAGUAACCUCCACUUGGGCCCCGAGAGAGAUACCAGCAGUGUCUCCGCAGGUCAGAUAACACACACACACACACACACACACACACACACACACACACACACACACACACACACACACACACACACACACACACACACACACACACACACACACACACACACACACACACACACACACACACAUAAGCGUUGUACUGCAGUAACUAACCAUCAGCCACAAAAAGCUGUCUAA